UUCAGUUGGUACGAAAACGAGCAGGUCAUCCAAGUAGCAUAACAAGCUUGCUGAAGUUAAGAUCACCAAAUAUACUCAACAUAAUUUUUUGUUUUAUUUUUUUUGGACAAAAACAAAACACUCAAUACAAGUGAUGUCACUUCAAUGAAAUGUUCUUUUAACUGUGACAAAAUCACUUCAGUGCAAUCUCAAACAAAAAAAGAAAACCUUGCGAUGGCAUUCAGCAACCGCUGGUGAUCAAGCUGGUGUUGAUCCACGAUGGAUCCGGGUCACGGCACCAAUGUAACCGGCCUGGCCUCAGUACCGUUUACCUGCAUUGUGUCUAACGUGUGAAGCAGACGACUGGAGACUCGGGCUUUGGCACAGGACAUUUAUUGCUGCUGCAAUCUGUUCAGUGUUUUAGAGAAGAUAGAACCACAGCGUUUGUCAUAUGCCCUCAACACACGCCCCUCUCAGCCAGAUCCAACAUCGUCUCAGAAAUAAUUUCAUUUCUCAAUAAAAUAAAAUCCCAACAUAUGAAACAAUAAAUGCAAAAAUACAACAUAAGAAUAUAAAAAUACUUUUGUAAUAUUUAGCCUAUACAAAACUGCUCUCAGAUGUCUCACAGCAUUACAAAAUACGCAUUUUAAAUCAUAAUAAGUCCUGUGCAAAUAACAUGCCUGUUCAGUGUUUUAGAGAAGAGGAAACCACAGCGUUGGUCAUAUGCCCUCAACACACACCUUAUAACAUAAAAGAAAAAAAGAUAUAUACUUAUACGGGCGCACAUUCAACACUUCGCACACAUUGUGGCACACAGGUUUUGGUGUCCCCGGCUGCGGUACGCCUAUGUCCCGGCUGCGGUAAACCUAAGUCCAAGGGAGGCACAUUACAUUUUAUAAUCGAUUACAUUUCAGUGGCCUAUCCUUUGUGGCGUUGCAAAAUUAAGGAAGGAACACAAUCGUGAUUUAAGUUCUCUACUUAAGAAUUGUGACUUUACUUAUUAACUCCACCUAGUUGAUCAGAGGGCCUCAUUGAAAUCCCUGUAGGAUAUUCUCUUGUCUGUUCUUAAGCUCUUGAAAAACUGGACUGUAAAGGGUUCCUGAGUCAACGGAAAAAGAAAUGGAGAUGCAACAUACAACUUUGUCUGAGUCAGAUACCCUGUGUGUUAGGUUGUGUGUGUUUCUGGAACACACAGUUCACAGACCACAUCCUCCAUGUCAAGUAUAAAUAGAGAACCCUCAGAAGCAUCACAACUUAUCUGACUCUGAGGUACUUAGGUAAAAAUAAAUUAUAUCUGAGAUAAAUUACCAUGAUUCUCUUCACAGCGGCUAUUUUACUUCUAUGUCUGCACUCAGGUGACUGUACAGAGAUCAUUGGUGGAGUGGAUGUGACACCUCACUCCCUCCCCUACAUGGCUCUGCUGGAGGGCAAUGAUGGACAAACACAAAAACGUUGUGGAGGGAUCCUCAUUCAUCAGCAAUGGGUCCUGACUUCUGCUCACUGUCCUCACAUGAAGGUGUUGCUGGGUGUCCACGCCAUUGACAAGGAGGAGAAUGAUACCAGGCAGUUCCGAAAAGUCAAAAGUAAUGUGCCUCAUCCCUGUUAUGACAACAUUUCCACUGUUAAUGACAUCAUGCUGCUGAAGCUCGAUAAGAAAAUAAAAAUUAGUAAGGCAGUGAAUGUCCUGCCUUUACCCGACUCAGUGGACGACGUCCCAGCAGGAACCGUCUGUUCAGUGUCAGGAUGGGGCUCCAUCAAGAACAACGCCAAAGCCAUGUCCAACGUCCUAAAAUCAGCCAAUGUCACAGUGAUCGACAGAUGGAAGUGUAACUCUCCAGAGUACUACAACAUGGACCCCAUCAUCACCUAUAAGAUGCUGUGUGCCGGCUCUGUAGGCAAGACCAGGGAAGACUCAUGCCAAGGAGACUCUGGGGGUCCUUUGGUGUGCGGCGGUAAGCUACGAGGAGUCGUGUCUAAUGGUUCAAAAUGUGGCAUCAAGACCAAGCCUGGAGUUUAUACAAUGGUGUCUAAAUACCUUGACUGGAUCAAGAAAACAAUACGGAAAUAACUGCCUGACAGGGAUUCAUUCAUCAAUUCUCUGCAUUUUCUCAGUAAAACAGCUGUAUAUAUUUUUUUCUGGUUCCUUCUGGUUUUCAUCCUGUCCUAAUCUGGGUUUAAUUAGGCCCUGUGUUGAUUAUGUGUUGGAAAAGUAUGUUUCAUCUACUUGUAGCAAAGUGUAAAACUACUGAAAUUGAAAAGCUAUCAGAAAAUGCAAAAUGCCUUGCAAUCUCUUAAACAAAAUAAACUCGCCAACAUUCAGGU
Messenger RNA from Esox lucius (northern pike), 2301 nucleotides. RefSeq names its product granzyme A-like. The record is from RefSeq and is a predicted model, not a curated record. Gene Ontology annotation, biological process: proteolysis. The coding region runs from base 1289 to 2047 and encodes 252 amino acids. The transcript is spliced from 5 exons. Lineage: Eukaryota; Metazoa; Chordata; Actinopteri; Esociformes; Esocidae. Gene Ontology annotation, molecular function: serine-type endopeptidase activity.